Molecule: messenger RNA, 1461 nt
Organism: Orbilia oligospora ATCC 24927
Lineage: Eukaryota; Fungi; Ascomycota; Orbiliomycetes; Orbiliales; Orbiliaceae
Exons: 2
Coding region: 1-1461 (486 amino acids)
Source: RefSeq, a predicted model, not a curated record
AUGGGGACCAUGAUCCGAGACCCUCGUGUUCGCCAGACUCUCAACCAAAUCUCGGAUAAUAUCGAAUCCGUCGCCGACACAGCCAAAUUCGGCUGCUUUAACUUCACAAAAUCCUACUUGGAACCCUGCAUAAACUCCAUCGCUACGGUUUGUCCUUCUCCGCAGACUAUCUGUCCAUGUUUCUAUCACGAUGGCUCAACUUCUCGCCGUCGCCGUCGUGGUCGCCCGGAAUUCGCCUUCGAGUUCUACAAUUCCGACUACGAUGACGAUUCUGCGCCGGAGGAUCCUUUACGGUGGGGAAACGACGAGUUAGACAGGUUGCUGGCUGGGAGCGGAGUUGCUGGCCGGAGGAGGAAGGCGGGUUCAAGAAAUGAGGGGAUGUAUUACACCCGGAGUGGGCAAAGGCGUGUUGGACCUGAAACAAGAAGGAAAUCGGCUCUGGCUCGUGAUGGUGGGCCGGACCCUACAAUUAUUCCCAAUACGGCCGCUUUGGGUUUCCUAAGUUAUUUCCCCUGGGUCAGAAAACGGCAAGCAUUACGAUACAAACCCUCUGCCGCCGAUUUACAAGACCACCCUGGAGGGUACGGUGGGGUAGGAGGAGAAUUUCGAGAAGAGGAUUUUGAUGCAGAAUCAGAAGCGCUACUUGGUAUUGGAAGGGGAAAUAAUCGACAUAUUUCGCAAAACGAAAGACGAGAUAAAACAGGACGGGGUCGCAGCGGGACUACAAGCAGCGGCGACACGACAGAUACUUUUCGAAGCAGAGCAGAUUUAUUCCCUAGUGAAGACGAGGACGAUGCUAUCCCUUUGGACGAUGAGUUCGACAUCAUACUAGAACCGGAAACCGGAUCGAGCGGCAAGAGAUCUAAGAAGGGAAUCCGGAGGCAACGAACGGGAGACACUAGCUCCGGAAUGAGUGGAAAUGGGAGCGUUGGGUCUCCAGCUAGAAGCGGAAGAAAAACGCCGAUGAGUGAUGAAUUUAGGAUUGAAGACGAUGUGGAUUUAGAUGAAGAUGCAAGGGAUGUUGAAUUAAACUUCCCGAACCUGGCACGGGGCCAGAGUGACGAGGAUUUAAGAAGGGAGGAAGAGGAGAUUCGCAGGGAAGAAGAACAAGCGAUCAAAAUGCGGCGCGAAGCGGCAAAAAGGCUAGCAAUUUCUCGAGGAUUGAGUAGCGAAGGACCAUCUUCCCCACUUCUUGACACCGCAGACCGGGCAGUUCCAAUGUUCCAUGCCGUUUCCCCAGUUAUUAUCCCUGAUUCGGAUAUUGAAGAUGUACCGCCCCCACUGGCACUGACAUCAAAGGAAACGCAAUUCCAAACCGAUUCAGCCAUUGAUAUAUCAGAGCCUCCCCAAUGUGAGGUCAUAGACAAGCCGAUAACUCGCGAAACUGAUGUUAGCCUCAAAAAGCACGAGUCCUCGGCGGAGCUAACGGAAACGAAUGGAAACCCUGGGAUUACGCAUUAA